AUGUCAAUCCACACACAAUGCCUCCAGCGAGUUCGUUGGCCUCGUUCAGCGAACACGCGAUGCAGACACAUCAAUUUCCGCAGCUAUGGUGCUUCCCAUGCAGCCGAAGGGCAAAGAGACUGGUUCGAGAAGCUGCGCGCUGAAAUGCUGGGGCGGCCCACUCACAUCACGCGCGACUAUGUGAAUACGGACACGCACCACAAGCUACAAGACACGCUCAAGCCUUUUAUGCCCCCCGGUUGGAGCCGGCGGCGUAUUGAAAGGGGAGCAGCGAUUGUUCCCUUGGGCCACCAUCUGGUGUGGUUCAAUUCGUUUCUGCCCGAGGACCAGCUGCUGCCAGACGGCACCGAUCCACUGCAGAGUCCUGGUGAGCCCUGGGUUCGGCGCAUGUGGGCGGGAGGCGAAGUGGAGGCGCGCAAGAAUGUCUACUUUGACCACGAUAACGGAUUCAUCAUCGACCAGCACAUGAUCUGUUCGGAGCGCAUCACAGAUGUGCAGAAGAAAGGCUCCGACGUCAAGCUCUUUGUCACCAUCGAACGUCGCUAUGCAAGGCUCGACAGUCUGCUCAAGGCAUUGGCUACCCGCAGCUGGAAACAGACACCUCUAGACGCACAAGCCCUGUUCCGGCAGCAGAUAGCUGCAGGCGAGGAGUGGGGUGACGCGAUUCUCAAGGAGGAGCGCACUCUAGUCUUCUUGAAGGAAAAGACGCCCGUCGAGCAGGAGGCCAUCGCCGCGGGAAGCCUUCUCCCCGUCAAAUAUCUCGAAAUAUCGCCUGGAGAGCCCGUCUUUUCUCAUACCCUCACUCCGACGCGCGCUCUGCUGUUCCGAUACUCGGCGCUGACCUUCAACGCCCACCUUAUCCACCUCGACCGAGACUAUGCGCGCAAUGUCGAGGGUCACCGCAACAUGCUCGUCCACGGUCCGCUGUCCCUGACAUUCAUGCUGCAAGUCUUUUGGUAUUGGAUUAAGAGAGAAUUUGGCAACAAAUAUGUCAUACUCUCUCUCAAGUACCAGAAUCUGGCACCUCUAUACUGCGACGAGGAGAUGCGCAUAUGCAUCCGGGAGAGUAAAACAUUCGAUCAGCGAGCAUCGUAUGUUGUUUGGAUCGAGGGCCCCACUGGCGGCGUUGCGGUCAAGGGCAAAGUGCUUGUGAUUGAAAGAGUCCACACACCCAAUGCGAUCAAGCCAUCAGCGGAUAGCCAAGCUCAACGGGAACCAGCCCCCACGAACAUCAGGAAAGUUAGGACUGAUGGCCCCAUCACAGAAGCAGCAUCAAGCGCGAACACAGAUGUUGAAGGCACAAAAGAUCAGUCGAUAAAUAACAGCACAACGCCGAUUAUAAGGGAGGACUCAGUUGCAAGCGCAUCGCCACCUGUGAGGAUGAUCAAGCAGCCAGUACUCAGGAAGAUAGCGCAGUUAGAACAUCGUGGUAAGAAGAGCCCCCCGCAUCGAUACGGCUUAUGAAACGCUUCCUUUCAUGUUUGGGGGUUGUAUAUUUACCAGAUGCUCAACUGGCGGAGGUGUGGAACAACGGGCUCCCGGAAAACGCUGCCUUCCACGGAAGACGUAGCGCUUGUCACCACUUCGAGCAAAACCAGGGAAUCAUAUGGCACAUACUUCAGGCACAAUAUCGAUAUCAUCAAUAUCGAACGAGGCUC
Parastagonospora nodorum SN15 is the source of this 1658-nucleotide messenger RNA. RefSeq lists its product as hypothetical. Gene Ontology annotation, molecular function: (3R)-hydroxyacyl-[acyl-carrier-protein] dehydratase activity. The transcript has 2 exons. Gene Ontology annotation, cellular component: mitochondrion. Lineage: Eukaryota; Fungi; Ascomycota; Dothideomycetes; Pleosporales; Phaeosphaeriaceae. The record is from RefSeq and is a predicted model, not a curated record. The coding region runs from base 1 to 1464 and encodes 487 amino acids.